ACACUGCUUUAGGAUAGGAAGGAAGGUCCUUCAUGCAUCUGUCUUGUUUUUCUGCUUGAGAGACUCGCUCUCUCUCUCUCUCUCUCUCUCUCUCCUUCUCCAGCUCCAGUGCUUCAGCCCGGCUCCUCACGUAGCACGGGGGGCCGAAGAGAGUUUAAAGGAAACAAGACCCUACUUAGGAAAAUAACCUCCUCCACUGCUGGGAGAGAACCACAAACACCAAAGGAAGGAGAAGGACGAGGAACAGCAGGCAGGGAGCAUCUCCUCUUGCAUCUGUGAAGCCAUGUGUCCCGUCUUUCUGGCCGAGUGAGCGGUUGAGGGCAAGUUGGCAUCAGUCCUUCAGCUGCAGGUGGCCUUUUUCAGUCUGUUUGCACUCGUAACCAUGAGGCUGAGCAGUCUCCAAUGGGGGCUGGCGCUGCUGCUGGCAGUGGUUGGUCCGGUGACUUCUGGAAGCGGGAACAGCCAGAAGCGAGGGCCAGGAGAGAGGCGGAAGAAGUUCCACCGUGUGCAGCACGGACAGUGCAGCUAUACCUUCAUCCUGCCUGAGAUGGACAGCUGCAAGGGUGGAUCGGCUCAUUACGGAGGCAGCAAAGUAGUCCAAAGAGAUGCGCCGCCAGGAGAGGGUGAGUGGUCAGUUCAGAGGCUUCAACAUCUGGAGACGGCCAUGGAGAACAACACCCAGUGGCUUCAGAAGCUGGAGAACUACAUCCAGGAGAACAUAAAGUCUGAGAUGGUGCAUUUCCAAGCUAAUGCAGUCCACAACCAGACAGCCACUAUGCUGGAGAUCGGCACCAAUCUGCUCACUCAAACUGCUGAGCAAACUAGGAAGCUCAAUGUAGUCGAGGCCAAGGUAAUGAAUCAGACGUCAAGGCUGGAGAUUCAGCUGUUAGAACACUCCUUAUCUACCAACAAACUGGAGAAGGAGCUUCUCAUGCAGACGUCAGAGAUUUCAAGACUUCGGGAUAAGAACAGUCGUCUGGAGAGUAAAGUGCUGGUGCUGGAGACGCAGCAGCGGACAGAGCUGGAGGACAUGAAGGAGGAGAAGGAGAGGCUGAGGGAUCUGGUGGGGAAACAGGCGGCUGCCAUCACGGCUCUGGAAAGGCAGUUACGGGCAGCCAGCAGCAACAACUCGGCCUUACAGAGGCAACAGCAGCAGCUGAUGAAGUCUGUCCACACGCUCCUCAGCCUGGUGUCUCCCGGGACAGUGUCCGACUCCAUGCCAAGCGAAAGGAGGUUUCGAGACUGUGCUGAGAUCUACAAGUCUGGUCAAAACAGCAGCGGAGUCUAUCACAUUUACAUUGGAGACAUGACAGAACCCACCAAGGUCUUCUGUGAUAUGGAGACCGGUGGAGGAGGCUGGACAGUGUUUCAGCGCAGAAUCAACGGCAGCGUCGAUUUUCAACGAGGCUGGAAAGAGUACAAAAUGGGCUUUGGUGACCCUGGUGGAGAGCACUGGCUGGGGAAUGAAGCUGUGCACAUGAUCACCAGUCGCUCCCAGUACUCCCUCAGAGUGGAGCUGAGAGACUGGGAGGGGAACGCUCCAUACUCACUCUACGAAAAAUUUCAGCUGGCCGGAGAAAAGCAGCAGUACAGACUCCUGCUGAAGGGCUACAGUGGCACGGCCGGACAGCAGAGCAGCCUGGCAUCGCACGGCACCAGCUUCAGCACCCGAGACUCCGACAACGACAACUGCCUCUGCAAGUGUGCGCUGAUGCUAACUGGAGGUUGGUGGUUUGACGCAUGCGGCCUCUCCAACCUGAACGGCAUGUACUAUACUUUGGGUCAAAACAUCCGGAAGCUCAAUGGCAUCAAGUGGCACCACUUCCGCGGCCCCAGCUACUCCCUAAAAUCCACAGCCAUGAUGAUCCGGCCAGCUGAUUUCUGAUGCAGCGAACUUCCUGCAGUCGAAGCAAAAUCUCAAGCCAGCAUUGUAUGGACAACCCUGCACCGGUCUGACUGGGAUAAACAUUUGAGGUCUUUUGACAACAAACAGUCUGUUAGUUUACUGGAUGACUGAUCGUCUCUAAAGCAGAAAGCUGCAGAAA
Molecule: messenger RNA, 2045 nt
Organism: Colossoma macropomum (tambaqui)
Lineage: Eukaryota; Metazoa; Chordata; Actinopteri; Characiformes; Serrasalmidae
Gene: angpt4
Product: angiopoietin 4
Exons: 9
Coding region: 383-1885 (500 amino acids)
Source: RefSeq, a predicted model, not a curated record